CAGGCUACUGGUGACUACAUGGGUGUGCCUCUGCGUGACAAGAAGGUGCACUGUGAUCGGGCUGGGCGAGGCGGGCCCCCGCUGGUCCUGGGCAUCGAUUUGAGGACAUUGGGGAGCAGUUUGCAGCUGUCAGCCUGGACAGGACUCUCCAGUUUGGCCACAUGUCUGUCACAGUGGAGAGACAGAUGAUCCAGGAAACCAAGGGUGACACGGUGGCCCCUGGGGCAGAGGGGCUGCUCAACCUGCGGCCAGACGACUUUGUCUUCUACGUCGGGGGUUACCCCAGUACCUUCACGCCCCCUCCCCUGCUUCGCUUCCCUGGCUACCGGGGCUGCAUCGAGAUGGACACGCUGAACGAGGAGGUGGUCAGCCUCUACAACUUCGAGAGGACCUUCCAGCUGGACACGGCUGUGGACAGGCCUUGUGCCCGCUCCAAGUCGACCGGGGACCCGUGGCUCACAGACGGCUCCUACCUGGAUGGCACUGGUUUUGCCCGCAUCAGCUUCGAUGGUCAGAUCAGCACCACCAAGCGCUUUGAACAGGAGCUGCGACUUGUAUCCUACAGUGGGGUCCUCUUCUUCCUGAAGCAGCAGAGCCAGUUCCUGUGCUUGGCCGUGCGAGAAGGCAGCCUCGUGCUGCUGUAUGACUUUGGCGCUGGCCUGAGAGAGGCUGUCCCACUGCAGACCCCACCGCCCCUGACCUCGGCCAGCAAGGCGAUCCAGGUGUUCCUGCUGGGGGGCAGCCGCAAGCGUGUGCUGGUGCGUGUAGAGCGGGCCACGGUGUUCAGCGUGGAGCAGGACAAUGCUCUGGAACUGGCCGACGCCUACUACCUGGGGGGCGCGCCACCCGACCAGCUGCCCCCGAGCCUGCGACGGCUCUUCCCCAUGGGAGGCUCAGUCCGUGGCUGCGUCAAAGGGAUCAAGGCCCUGGGCAAGUAUGUGGACCUCAAGCGGCUGAACACGACAGGCGUGAGCGCCGGCUGCACCGCUGACCUGCUGGUGGGGCGUGCCAUGACUUUCCACGGCCACGGCUUCCUUCACCUGGCACUCUCGAACGUGGCGCCCCUCACUGGCGACGUCUACUCCGGCUUUGGCUUCCACAGUGCCCAGGACAGUGCCCUGCUCUACUACCGGGCGUCCCCGGAUGGGCCAUGCCAGGUGUCCUUGCGGCAGGGCCAUGUGGCCCUACAGCUCCUGAGAACUGAAGUGAUAGCUGAGGGGGGCUUCGCCGAUGGUGCCCCCCAUUACGUCGCCUUCUACAGCAAUGCCACAGGGGUCUGGCUGUAUGUCGACGACCAGCUCCAGCAGAUGAAGCCCCACCGGGGAUCACCCCCAGAGCCCCAGCCGCAGCCUGAGGGGUCCCCGAGUCUCCUCCUGGGAGGCCUGCCUGAGCCUGACACCCUUCACUUCAGUGGCUGCAUAAGCAACGUCUUCGUGCGGCGGCUCCUGGGCCCACAGCGCGUAUUCGACCUGCAGCAGAACCUGGGCAGCGUGAACGUGAGCACGGGCUGUGCACCCAGCCUGCAAGCCCAGACCCUGGACCUGGGGCCUAGAGGACUGCAGACCGCCGCCCGGAAGGCUUCCCGCCGCAGUCGUCAGCCCACCCAGGACCCCGCCUGCAUGCUGCCCCCACACCUCAGGACCACCCGAGACACCUACCAGUUUGGGGGUUCCCUGUCCAGUCACCUGGAGUUUGUGGGCAUCCUGGCCCCACAUAGGAACUGGCCCAGCCUCUCCAUGCAUGUCCUCCCGAGAAGCCCCCGAGGCCUCCUGCUCUUCGCUUCGAGCCUGAGGCCCAGCAGCCCCUCCCUGGCACUCUUCCUGAGCAAUGGACACUUCGUCGCACAGAUGGAAGGCCUUGGGACUCGGCUCCGCGCCCAGAGCCGCCAGCGCUCCCGGCCUGGCCACUGGCACAAGGUCUCCGUGCGCUGGGAGAAGAACCGGAUCCUGCUGGUGACGGACGGGGCCCGGGCCUGGAGCCAGGAGGGGCCACGCCGGCAGCACCAGGGGGCAGAGCACCCCCAGCCCCACACCCUCUUUGUAGGGGGCCUCCCGGCCAGCAGCCACAGCUCCAAACUUCCGGUGACCGUCGGGUUUAGCGGCUGUGUGAAGAGACUGAGGCUGCACGGGAGGCCCCUGGGGGCCCCCACACGGAUGGCAGGGGUCACACCCUGCAUCUCGGGCCCCCUGGAGGCGGGCCUGUUCUUCCCAGGCAGCGGGGGAGUUAUCACUUUAGACCUCCCAGGAGCUACACUGCCUGACGUGGGCCUGGAACUGGAGGUGCGGCCCCUGGCAGUCACCGGCCUGAUCUUCCACUUGGGCCAGGCCCGGACACCCCCCUAUUUGCAGCUGCAGGUGACUGAGAAGCAAGUCCUGCUGCGGGCGGACGACGGAGCAGGGGAGUUCUCCACAUCAGUGACCCGCCCCUCAGUGCUGUGUGACGGCCAGUGGCACCGGCUGGCAGUGAUGAAAGGCGGGAACGUGCUCCGGCUAGAGGUGGACGCGCAGAGCAACCACACCGUGGGCCCCUCGCUGGCGGCUGCGGCUGGUGCCCCAGCCCCUCUGCACCUCGGGGGCCUGCCUGAGCCCACGGCCAUGCAGCCCUGGCCCCCCGCCUACCGUGGCUGCAUGAGGAGGCUGACAGUGAACCAGGCCCCCGUCACCAUGACUCGUUCUGCAGAGGUCCACGGGGCAGUAGGGGCCAGUGGCUGCCCAGCCGCCUAGGGCACUGCCAGCCCCGGCCUCUGGUCAGGCCCUUGCAGGUGACUCCUCUCACUGCCCUUUGUGCUCGCCUCAUAGGUGUUUACUGGGAUUCUAGGCUCUAUGGGUGACAGAUCUUGUUUCUGGAGAUGGUUUAAGUUAUAUCUUUUUACAUGAAAGAAUAAAAUACUGCAAAAUGUUUUUAUACUUGGCCCUUCCACCUAUUUUUAAUUGUGAGAGAGUUGUAAUCACUGGUUCCUCCUUUAAAAAGUAACUUCUGUGUAA
Molecule: messenger RNA, 2984 nt
Organism: Chlorocebus sabaeus (green monkey)
Lineage: Eukaryota; Metazoa; Chordata; Mammalia; Primates; Cercopithecidae
Source: RefSeq, a predicted model, not a curated record